GUAAGCAAGCUAAAGCUGUUCAUUGACCACUCCAGGAAAUGUCUCAAUGAGGCAUUCUGUAAAGAGGCUGUAUCAGGACAGUGCAGAGCAAUAACGUAUUUUUACAAUGCGUUGAGAUGACAGCUGACCACAGCACUCGGGUGUCCUUGAUAGAUUAUUAACAAAGGGAAAUGAUCUUUAUAGUCUUAGGAAGACUUCAGGUGGAGUAGGUUGGCUGCUGAUUAGGCAGAGCGGAGUCUGUGUGAGGCACUGCUGGCCACCUUACCGUGACUGGAAACCAAAUGGGAAUACAAAAUUUUGUUUUGAUUUUGUUCUUAAUGCAAGUGUGGUUGUCUUAUAACACUUUUUCAUGCACAGCUGGACUAUUGUGAGAUAUUCCCCAAGUACAACCGCCUGCAGCUCCAAGUGUAACGCACACAGUACCUUCUCUGCUUGAACUCACCAUGGUUGGUACAGGUGGUCCAGUGGCCACCUUCGCCGUGUGGGACUAUGUGGUGUUUGCCGGGACAAUCCUUGGAGCGGCAGCCAUUGGCCUUUUCCAGGCCAUCCGAGGUCGCAAGGAGACGAGCAGUGAAGAGUUCUUAUUGGGCGGGCGGCAGAUGACAGCGGUACCGGUGGCGAUGUCGCUAACAGCCAGCUUCAUGUCCGGCAUCACCGUCAUUGGCACACCUGCCGAGGCAUACUUAUAUGGGGCGUCCUUCUGGUUGUUUGCCUUCUCCCACGCCAUCAUGUCCACUCUCACUGCUGAGAUUUUUGUGCCCCUUUUUUACAGACUGCAGAUCACCAGUGCCUAUGAGUACCUGGAGUUACGUUUCAGCCGGCCCAUUCGAAUAAUUGGGACUUCAGUGUACAUCUCACAAACGACCCUGUAUACCGGCUUGGUCAUCUACGCUCCAGCUCUUGCACUAAAUCAAAUCACUGGACUUGACCUGUGGGGAGUGCUGGUGGCUACGGGGGCAGUGUGUAUCAUCUACUGCACUUUGGGCGGCCUGAAAGCAGUCAUUUGGACCGACGUGCUCCAAAUGGUGAUCAUGCUGACGGGUUUCGUGGCUGUAAUAGCGAGAGGGGCUGUGCUGCAGGGGGGCCUGGCCAACAUUUGGGAAGAUGCCAGGCAGGGAGGCAGGCUACAGGCGUUCGACUUUGACCCCGAUCCACUGAAGCGACAUACUUUCUGGACCAUCACAAUUGGUGGAAGCAUGAUGUGGGCGUCAAUCUACGCCAUCAACCAGUCCCAGGUGCAGCGCUACAUCUCCUGCAAAACACUGAGCCAUGCUAAGAUGUCUUUAUAUGUAAACAUGGUGGGCUUGUGGGUGACUGUGACUCUGGCUAUGUUGUCCGGAUUCGCCAUGUACUCCAUUUACAAGAACUGCGACCCGUUUACAAAUGGUGAUGUGAACACCACAGACCAGUUACUUCCGUACCUUGUCAUGGACAUUUUGGCAGCCUAUCCAGGAAUCCCUGGUUUGUUUGUGGCUGCUGCAUACAGCGGGACCCUGAGCACAGUGUCUUCUAGCAUUAACGCCCUUGUUGCCGUCACUGUGGAAGACUUCAUUCUUCCCGUUUGCAAAAACCUGACACAGAAGCAGAAGACAUGGAUGAACAUGGGCCUAAGUGUAUUCUUUGGCGCUCUGUGUAUCGGGAUGGCUGGCGUUGCUUCAUUGAUGGGAAGUGUUCUGCAGGCCGCUUUCUCCAUAUUUGGCAUGAUCAGCGGACCUCUUCUUGGGCUGUAUCUAUUAGGCAUGCUUUUCCGCACAGCUAACUCCAUAGGAGGCAUUUCAGGAGUGAUCCUCAGCCUGGUCUUGACUCUGUGGGUGGGGAUCGGAGGCCAGAUUUACCCUCCAACAACUGCCAAGACAAACCCCCUGCCACUUAGCACUUUGGGCUGCAACAGCACAAACCAGUAUAACACGACAACAGCAGUUCCCUGGACCAGUCCGGUUACCCUGCAACCUGAAGUUAGGCCUCCUUUAGCAGACUCGUUCUACUCUCUGUCCUACCUCUACAUCUCUCUGGUGGGCGUACUGACCACAGUCGUGAGCGGACUCUUGGUGAGCGCGAUCACAGGUGGCUGCAAGCAAAAGAAGCUGAAUUCUAAUCUCUUUGUGAGGAAAAGUGACUUGAUUUGUUUCAGAUGGAACAGAAAAUCACAGGCAUCUGAGAAAACAGAGAAGGAUUCAGUACAGUGGAAGCACACGGAAGCCAACAAGUCAGGAUUUUCACACCAUGACUGGGUGAUGGAAGAUGUUGUGAAAGCGACCAAACUUUAAGACAAGGGUGUCCAAAGUGUGGCCUACAGGAAUAAAAUGGGAAUAAGAGCACAAACGUCACAUGUAAAGAGAAACAGCUGAAAUGUUGACACAGUUUUUGCCGAUUGCUUACACAUAUUUAGCAAAAUUUGGCUCGCUGUAUCAAAACUCACACAUAAGCAACAUAAGACACAAAACUUCACAGCUCUGUCAAAAUGAAACGCAACAAAACCCAUUCUAGCAACAAAAGCAUACACACAUGUACCAUUUUGAAACACAAUGUAGAAUUAGCAGCAACGGACUGAUGGGUUAUAUACAAAACACUCAAAAUAUUUGUAUUUAUUUGUCCCAAACAGCUGAAAGUUACAGUAUUUAGCAAAACCUCAUUACAGUACAGUACUUUACAGAAGUAUUUAGAGUGAGAGGAUUUCAAAAUUAUGGCAUGCCACCUUCUGUACAGAGGAUGUGGCCCGCAUUGCGGUUUACCAAUCGCAAUUGUCAUCACAAGUACUGGAUGUGUGAGUGUUUUUCCAAUGAUACAAAGGUAUUUUGUCCUUCAUUGUGUAAUGGAGGAAACUGUGUGUAAUGUUCUGCAACAACUGUGUUAAGAAUUGCAAGCAAAGUGCAGAAGGUGUGUUAAGGUAUUGUCACAUUGCGUUUUAGCUAUUGUUACAAGGCGUUUUGGUUUUGAAGCUUUGGUCUAAGCAUCCACUUUUUGGGUGUAAGCAGCUGGCAAAAAUUGUCAUAAAACAAAGCAUUUUCUUUAAAUGUAUAUAUUUUUUAGUCUUUUCCGCUAAAUUUAAAACUAAUAAAAAUGACAUAGUUGCCCCCACAUAUCCUUUUAUUUUCACUUUGUGGCUCUUGGUGGAAAAAGUUUGGACGGACCUGCUCCAAGAUAAAAUCAGCACAUGGCACCUAUGAGAUGUAUUUAGCAUAAAUAGGAAAGGGGGCCCUACUGUGGGAGAUUUGUUUAGCUUUGUUAUGUUCAUGCACAUAAGACAGUUUGUAAUCUAUUAAAAUCAAAUGUAAUGUUAUUGACAAAUAUGGAUUUCACUGGGGUCAAAUUUUUGUGAUGAAUCUACUAACUCACUGCUAGACGUCCUCAAAUCGUACCCACUGUUGGUAUGACAACAAACGCACAAUAUUAACGACACUGGCACCAUGUUUGUUUGAUUACUGCUGCUGCUGACCAUGUUUUAUAGUCAUGUUUAAAAUUGUAUUUUAUGACUAUAUUGUUAAAUGUUAUUGCACAGUAAGUUGUAUUUGUCACCUAUUUUGUGUAUUCUUU
Messenger RNA from Doryrhamphus excisus (bluestripe pipefish), 3534 nucleotides. It is a transcript of the gene slc5a8l, whose product is annotated as solute carrier family 5 member 8, like. Gene Ontology annotation, molecular function: organic acid:sodium symporter activity. Lineage: Eukaryota; Metazoa; Chordata; Actinopteri; Syngnathiformes; Syngnathidae. Gene Ontology annotation, biological process: sodium ion transport; propanoate transmembrane transport. The record is from RefSeq and is a predicted model, not a curated record. Gene Ontology annotation, cellular component: extracellular exosome; membrane.